This is a messenger RNA of Drosophila bipectinata, 829 nucleotides long. Lineage: Eukaryota; Metazoa; Arthropoda; Insecta; Diptera; Drosophilidae. The record is from RefSeq and is a predicted model, not a curated record.
AAAUGGUGGCAGGUUGGUUUAGUCGAGUUUUCCGUCGGUUGAAGGAAUGUUCUUGAAGGCCAUUCGGACAAAGGGCUGGAGCCUCAAGUCACCCAAUGGCGACCUAUACACCCUUGAAGCGAACCUGGUCAGCAAGGCUAUACGGGAACUAACAGAUGGCGCUGACAAGGACCCCAUCACCAAGCUACGACUUUUAUGCUUUAGCCGCGGAGCAACAGGCAUAUUAGGACUGGGCAGAGCCUUCCGGGCGAUGGACGACGAUGGCAGCAAAGCGCUUAACGAGGAGGAAUUCAUCACCGGGAUCCGGGACACGGGACUAGAUGUCACCGAGGAGGAGAUCAAGCAGAUGUUUCAAACAUUCGAUGAAGACGGCAGUGGAUCCAUCAAUAUGACAGAGUUCUUGCUCAAGCUAAGGCCUCCAAUGCCGCAGUGUCGGUUGAAUAUUAUCGAUCAGGCUUUCGACAAAAUGGAUCGUGAUGACGAUGGUGUUAUUACCAUUGCGGAUCUAAAGAAUGUUUAUUCUGUAAAGGAGCAUCCGAAGUUUCAGAGCGGUGAGAAAAGCGAGGAUGAAAUUCUUACCGAUUUUCUGCACAACUUUGAGGGAGGUCGUGGCAAUCUUGAUGGCAAGAUAACUCGCGAGGAGUUCGUGAACUACUACGCCACAAUUAGUGCCUCAAUCGACAACGAUAUGUACUUUGACCUGAUGAUGCGACGGGCCUAUGCAAUGUAAAUAUUAGCAACAUGCAACCACUUCACUUAAAUCUCAAUCACGACUCAUGUAUAAUUUAUAAACUGCUCAGCAAAUAAAAUAGAAUCCUUUUUAUGCAAU